CACCAAAAAAAGAAAAAUCUAAGGGAAAAAAAGAAACCCCAAAACCCCCAAAAUUCUCAUCGUCUAGCUCGCUCUCUUCCCAUAUAACAAGAUCUUUCUUUUAUCUGCCUCUCUUUUAUCUUCUGAGAAACCUUAUCACUUCACUUCUCCCCGUUUUUCCUCAGUCUCAUUCUUCUUCUUCUUCUUCGUCUUCUCCUUAUCAAUCCAAAACUUAAAACCCUUUGCCCCUUUUCCCCCAAACGCGCGCCAUGGACUUGAAGGAAGCGACGCCGUCUUCUCCCGCCAUCGCCACCGAUAAUUCCUCAGAAGCGGCGGCGAAGGAGGUUGUUGAGGAGGACGAGGAGGAGGGUUUUGUGAGUGGUGAGGAAGAGUUUGAAGUGGCACCGGAGAAGCCCCCAAUCGCUGAUGUUGACGAUAAGGCUGGGGCCAAGGUGGGUGAGUCACCGAUAUCGUUGAAAGACGAUGGGGUUAUUGAUGAUGACGAAAAGGGCGCUUCUAAAGACGAAGUCUUGGUGGGUGGGAAGGAGGCGGUCCUUGUCGGAGAUAAGGUGGAGGGUGAUGAGGAGCCCGCGGCGGUGCCUUCUGGCGGUGGGUUGAGUGGGGACAAGGCUGUGGGACCCGCAGAGAACGGUGUAAUUCCGGGUUCUGAUGGGGAUUUUGAUGGGAAUUCGGGUGGAAGUGGGGAGGGUAUAGUUCAAAAUGAAAAGGGUCCUGUUGAGGGAGAGAAGUCUGCUGAAGGGGACAAUGUUGUGGAAGCUAUUAAUGUUGAUGUCAAGGUGACUGAACCUGGGGUGGCUGUUGUUGGGGAUACUUCGGCCCUUAUAGAUGAACAUACUGAGGUUCAGGGUGAUGAAAAAAUUGAAAAUGUUGUGGAAGAAGAGGGGAAACCCGGUGGAAAAGAUGAUGACAAAAUUGAAGAUGGUGUGGAAGGCGAGGGGAAACCCGGAGAAAAAGGUGGGCUGGAAGUUGUUACUCCUGAAGGAGAUUCUACAGUGGAAGCUAUUAAUGUUGACGCUAGUGCGACUGAACCCAGUGUCGCUUUUGUUAGGGAGACCGCUCUUCAGAAUGAGCCUCCGAGCAGUGAGAGCGAGGAUCAUCCUGCUGCGGACAUGGGUGAUAGGAAAAGUGUAAUUGUUGAAGAAGAUGAGGGGCAACCUGAUGAAGAAGGAGAUGCUGUUGUGGAAGCUAUUAAUGUUGAUGUGAGUGUGGUUGAACCUGGGGUGGCUGUUGUGGGGGAGGUGGCUACCAAAGACAGAGAAGUAGAGGUUCCAGGUUCUGAGGAUCAUACCCUGGUUGAUGCCUCAAAUGUUGCAAAUGGCUUUCAAACACUGAACCAAGAGGAUAUUGAUGGCCCCCCAGGCACUGAAAGUGAGCUGUCAAAUGUGAAUAAGGGGAAAGGGGCUGUCUCUGACAACUAUGAAAAUGUUGUAGAGGGAGAUGAAAAUCUGGUGGAUGAUGAACUUGCAGUUGUUGGCACUCAGAAUGAAGGAAGAGAUGGAGGUGAUGAAGCCAAGAUUCAAUUUGGUGAGGUUGACGACUUUGAUGAAGGUUCACUUUCUGAUGGGGAGAUGAUCUUUGGAAGCUCCGAAGCUGCUAAACAGUUCAUUGAGGAGUUGGAACGAGGAUCUGCCAGUGCAGAUGGCUCCCGUGAUCCAAGAAUUGAUGGUCAAAUUGCAACAGACUCUGAGGAAGAUGUUGACACUGAUGAAGAAGGCGAAGGGAAGGAGUUAUUUGAUUCUGCUGCCUUGGCAGCCCUCUUGAAAGCUGCAACUGGUGCUGACCCCGACGGUGGCGGCAAUAUAACAAUAACGUCUCAAGAUGGUUCUAGGCUUUUCUCAGUUGAGCGGCCUGCUGGUCUUGGAUCUUCCAUCCGGCCUUUCCGCUCUGCAGUCCACCAGCAGCCAAGGCGGCCCAACAUUUUUGCCCCUUCAGCCCUAUCAAACAAUGGAGAUUCUGACAGUAACUUGAGUGAUGAAGAGAAGAAAAAAUUGGAGAAGUUGCAACAGAUACGAGUGAAAUUCUUGAGGCUCGUUCACCGGUUAGGCCUUUCUCCAGAGGAAUCUGUUGCAGCCCAAGUCCUGUAUCGUAUGUCUAUUGUUGCAGGAAGGCAAACUGGGCAAAUUUUUAAUGCCGAGGCUGCGAAAACGAGGGCUAUGGAGCUGGAAGCAGAAGGGAAAGAGGAUUUGGAUUUUUCCUUGAACAUCCUAGUUCUUGGCAAAUGUGGGGUGGGGAAGAGCUCCACAAUUAAUGCAGUUUUUGGUGAGAAGAAAGCUGAAAUUGAUGCUUUUCAACCUGGUACUGGUACCGUGAGAGAAUUUACUGGAGUUGUUGAUGGAGUGAAGAUCAGAAUAUAUGAUACACCUGGGCUCAAAACUUCGGUUAUGGAACAGUCUUUCAACCGCAGUAUCCUUUCUUCGGUGAAGAAAUUCACUAAGAAAAACCCACCUGAUAUUAUUCUUUAUGUGGAUAGACUGGAUGCUCAAACUCGGGAUCUCAACGAUCUGCCACUUCUAAGGACUAUCACUAGUGUUCUUGGAACCUCUAUCUGGCGAAAUGCGAUAGUGACCUUGACACAUGCUGCCUCUGCACCUCCAGAUGGGCCUACUGGUUCCCCUCUGAGUUAUGAGGUGUUUGUUACCCAGAGAUCGCAUGUUGUUCAGCAGUCAAUUGGGCAAGCUGUAGGCGAUCUCCGUAUGAUGACUCCUAGUAUGAUGAAUCCUGUUUCGCUCAUUGAAAACCAUCCUUCUUGCAGGAAGAACAGGGAAGGGCAUAAGGUGCUCCCUAAUGGCCAAACUUGGAGGCCCCAGCUAUUGUUGUUGUGCUAUUCUAUGAAGAUUUUGUCAGAAGCGAGUUCCUUGUCGAAGCCUCAGGAUCCGUUUGAUCACCGUAGGCUGUUUGGAUUCCGGGGUCGCUCACCACCUCUUCCGUAUAUGCUGUCUUCGAUGUUGCAGUCACGACAACACCCCAAGCUUCCUAGUGAGCAGGGAGUGGAUAGUGUGGAUUCUGAUGUAGACCUGGAUGAUUUGUCAGAUGUGGAAAAUGAUGAAGAAGAUGAGUAUGAUCAGCUUCCUCCAUUUAAGCCUCUUAGGAAAGCUCAAAUUGCUAAGCUUGACAAAGAGCAAAAAAAGGCAUACUUUGAAGAGUUUGACUAUAGGGUGAAGCUCCUUCAAAAGAAGCAGUGGAAAGAGGAAUUGAGGAGAAUUAAAAUGAUGAAAACAAAGGGAAAGGAUAUUGGAGUUGAGUAUGGUUUGGCCGAAGAGGAUGCAGAUUCAGGUGCUGCAGCGCCCGUGGCAGUUCCAUUACCAGACAUGGUGCUACCUCCUUCUUUUGACAGCGAUAAUCCUGGGUACAGAUACCGGUUCUUAGAGCCCACUUCGCAGUUUCUAGCCCGACCGGUUCUGGAUACACAUGGUUGGGACCAUGAUUGCGGCUAUGAUGGAGUCAAUGUUGAGCAUUCUCUGGCUAUUGCCAAUCAAUUUCCAGCAGCCUUGACUUUUCAAAUCACAAAAGACAAAAAAGAUUUCAGCAUUAGUCUGGAUUCAUCUGUUUCUACAAAGCAUGGUGAGAAUGGUUCGAGCAUGGCAGGGUUCGACAUCCAAAGUAUUGGAAAGCAGCUCGCCUAUGUUGUCCGGGGCGAGACUAAGUUCAAAAACUUGAAGAAGAACAAGACAGCUGGUGGGAUAUCUGUUACUUUCUUAGGGGAAAAUGUGGUUCCUGGAUUGAAGCUGGAGGACCAGAUUACUUUGGGGAAACAGUAUGUGUUGGUUGGCAGCGCCGGGGCGGUUAGGUCACAGAAUGACACAGCUCUUGGAGCCAACUUUGAAUUGCAGAGGAGGGAGAAUGAUUUUCCAAUUGGUCAGGUCCAGUCUACAGUCAGCAUGUCUGUCGUGAAAUGGAGAGGUGACACAGCUCUAGGGUUCAACGGGCUAACUCAGGUCUCCAUUGGGCGAAACUCAAAAAUUGCUGUCCGGGCUGGAAUCAACAAUAAGAUGAGUGGACAGAUCACUGUCAGGACAAGCAAUUCAGACAAUCUUUCUCUGGCACUCGCCGCGCUCAUACCCACCGCGAUUUCCAUCUACAAGAAACUCUGGCCGGGCGCUGUUACUGACAAGUACUCCCUGUACUAGUCCUGUCGUUUUCUUUUCUUUUUGGGGGGUAAAAAUUGAGUCUUCCUUAGCUGAUUCUGUCUUUUCCAGCUAUACAAUGUUAUUAGAUGAUCAAGAACAGAAUUUUUGCUUGCGCGAUUAGAUGUACCGUUUAAGAUGUGAGUUCCUGAAUUUUUGUACCUGAAUUUCUUAUGAAGUUUGCAUUGAUUUGGCUUUAGCCUUUCUGUCUAUCUUGUUCAUCUUCUUUUUCUUCUCAAGUGUAGUAUCGUAUGAUGAUGUGGCGUACUUGACUGUUAGAUGAAGUAAUACUAAAUGCUCCACUUUGCGAAUUUGAUCUAUUUAUUAACAGUAUAACGGACUAAGCAGCGCAGUCGUAUUGUGAUCCCAAAAGAGCCACUAGUCUCU
This is a messenger RNA of Oldenlandia corymbosa var. corymbosa, 4511 nucleotides long. Lineage: Eukaryota; Viridiplantae; Streptophyta; Magnoliopsida; Gentianales; Rubiaceae. The record is from the annotation of a GenBank genome assembly.